AUGGAGGCAUUGUUUAGGAUCUCUGAGGGAUACUUCUUUGGCCCUCACCAUCUCAUCAUGGCUGCUCUUCUGUACUUUGAAGAGAAGGUGCAUCGAAAGAAGCUGCUUCGAGCGGAUUGCAUUCCACUCCUCUUUCCCAGACUAUUAUGCCAGAUAUUAGAGCACCUGGGAUAUCCAGUAGAGCCUCAGCAUGAGCGGAGCACCAAUCUAGAGCAACCAGAGGAUCCAGUUGACAUACCUGCUGACACUCAACCACCUGCCCCUGUAGUGGCCCCUACAGAGCAUAUACUAGAGGUUCCACCCUCUGCUCCUCAGGCCACACCACAGCCUCCCCCUGUUAUUCCACCCACAUCAGAGCCAUCUCCUUCAGUUGAGCCAAGGAUAGCUAUACCCAUUAUCGAGUAUAGAGGCCUAUGCCACACUUUCCAGGAAUUGGCCACUUCUCAGAGCAUCCUCACUCAGCAGAUGACAGCCCUUCCUCUUGAGCAUGCCAUUCCCAGCCCACCAGAGCCAUCACAGGCCCCUCCUUUCGUUGAUCAGCCUAUGCCUCCUGAGGAGCCUACUACAGGAGAGGUAGAGGCAGUUGAGCCAUCAUCUCCACAGCAUCCUCCACCCACCAUCUGA
Molecule: messenger RNA, 624 nt
Organism: Vitis vinifera (wine grape)
Lineage: Eukaryota; Viridiplantae; Streptophyta; Magnoliopsida; Vitales; Vitaceae
Product: protein app1
Exons: 3
Coding region: 1-624 (207 amino acids)
Source: RefSeq, a predicted model, not a curated record